AAGGGGCGGUCGGCAAAAGGCGGCAGCGGGCAAAACUUCGGCGCGUCGCGGCAGCCGCUUUUGUGAUGGAGACAGAGUCCAAGUCUCACUGUGAUGAGCAGCACCCUCAUCAGGCUGAAGACACAAGCAGAAAGCUUGCGCUGAACAGUAAGCUUUCAGCAGGAAUAAAAAAAGAUAUCGAAAAACUUUAUGAAGCAGUGCCACAGCUUGUAAAUGUGUUCAAAAUUAAGGAAAAAAUUGGAGAAGGUACUUUUAGUUCUGUUUACUUGGCCACAGCGCAACUACAAACAGGAUGUGAAGAAAAAAUGGCUCUGAAGCACUUGAUUCCAACCAGUCACCCUCUGCGAAUUGCUGCUGAACUUCAGUGCCUCACAGUAGCAGGGGGACAAGACAACGUUAUGGGAGUUAAAUAUUGCUUUAGGAAGAAUGAUCACGUGGUUAUUGUUAUGCCAUAUCUGGAACAUGAAUCCUUCUUGGACAUUCUGAAUUCUCUUUCCUUUGAAGAAGCGAAAGAAUACAUGUUUAAUCUGUUUAAAGCACUGAGGCGCAUUCAUCACUUUGGUAUUGUUCAUCGUGACGUCAAACCCAGUAACUUCCUCUACAACAGGAGGCUGAAGCAGUAUGCCUUGGUAGAUUUUGGCUUGGCACAAGGAACUCCUGAUACAAAAAUUGAACUUCUCAAAACUGCCCGUUCUGAAGGCCAGCAGGGAAGUUACUCACAAAACAAUCCCAGCAUAGCUUUGGGAAAUGGGGAUUCUCUUGCUGUCACAGCACCUAAACAGAUUGCUCACCAGUUAGCGUCAAGAGCAUCUGACAAAAGCUCACUCUCCAGCUCACACUCAAAAACACAGAUUAAACAAGGAAGAGGAGGAAAGGAGGAUUCUGUGCACCAUUCUGCCCAACGCUCUGUCUUUGGAGAGAGGAAUUUCAACAUCUAUUGUUCCACAUACCAGGAGAACUCAAAUACGAAACUCAUUAAACAAUCUAAAAUGAUAGAUGUUUCAUCUAGAAAGUUAGUAACAAAGAAGAAGAUUAUUUCUACCAAAGCAGUGAGCAGGAAAGCUGCCAGUGGUUGUCCAUCAAACCUGACCUGUGACUGUUACGCAACAGACAGAGUUUGCAGUGUUUGCCUUUCAAGGUGUCAACAAGUUGCUCCCAGAGCAGGAACACCUGGAUUCAGAGCACCAGAAGUACUAACAAAGUGCCCCACUCAGACAACAGCAAUUGACAUGUGGUCUGCAGGAAUUGUGUUCCUUUCUCUGCUCAGUGGACGGUAUCCAUUUUACAAAGCGAGCGAUGAUUUAACUGCUUUGGCACAAAUCAUGACGGUUCGUGGAUCUCGAGAAACCAUUCAGGCUGCUAAAACUUUUGGUAAAUCAGUUCUGUGUACCCAUGUUGUUCCAGCACAAAACUUACGAACCCUCUGUGAGAAGCUGAGAGGAACAAACAGCAGCUCUAACAGAUCCCACGGUGACAUGCCCAGCAAAUCUGGAGACAACUCAGUUUUGCCAGUUGAAGUGGACAAACAAUGUGCUCCUGAGACAAUCAGAAAAGAAAUUCAGCACUUAAAGAGCUGUCAGGAAGAUGAUGCUUCAGAAAAUAAGGCAACAGACAUGAAGGGAUGGGAUCAGGUUCCUGAUGAAGCAUACGACCUACUUGAUAAGCUACUAGACUUAAACCCUGCAACAAGAAUAACUGCAAAAGAUGCUUUGCUGCAUCCCUUUUUUAAAGAGAUGAGACAAUGAGAACAUGCUCUGUUCAUGCUUUUGUACAUUUUAUGUGAAAAUGAGAUAAUUAAGGAGUUUUAAUCCAUUGCCCUUACACUCAUUGAAGUGCUAUUACACUGUGCACAGCACUACUGAAAUUGUCUCACAAUUGGACUGCAAAUGCAACUUCUUAAAAAAUGCUUGCAGAUGUAAAUAUUACAGAAACGUUACUGAAAUGUUCAAAUCCUGAGAUGCUUUUGAGGUGUUAUUACUGUGCAUACCUGUUCUCUAAGAAAAUUAACUUUGAUCUAAAACUAAAGAAUUUCUCACAAUAAGAUUAAUGCUCAAGAUACUCUCUCAAAACAUAGAAAUUUGCAUUGAAGUACGACUAAAAUGAAAAAGUGCUCGAGGGAUUUUUUUCCAUAAUUGCAUACCCCUGCUUUGUUUCCAAUUAGUACCUAGGAGACUAAAGUGCACAAAUUUUGUUGAGAUGGUUUUCAGAGAACAGUUUAACUUCAGGAGUGUUGCUGGAACAGGGGCUAGAUAGUGAAGUUUUAUCAUCAAAACAAAAGCAUCACUGUUUUGAAAGUACUUCUUUUCCCUGUCCCUUUCUACGUAGGCAAUAGUGAUAACUGCAGUUACUCAUUUUGCAUAGCCUGUAUUUCUUCUAUGCCAUUGGUAGCUGUCAGUACACAACAACUGUUGCCUUCAGAAUGUCUUGUGUGACAUGUAUGUUUGAUUUCUGUUAUGGAAACUGAU
Molecule: messenger RNA, 2465 nt
Organism: Centrocercus urophasianus (Greater sage-grouse)
Lineage: Eukaryota; Metazoa; Chordata; Aves; Galliformes; Phasianidae
Gene: CDC7
Product: cell division cycle 7
Exons: 12
Coding region: 66-1745 (559 amino acids)
Biological process (GO): protein phosphorylation; mitotic DNA damage checkpoint signaling
Cellular component (GO): nucleus
Molecular function (GO): ATP binding; protein serine/threonine kinase activity
Source: RefSeq, a predicted model, not a curated record